GGAGGCCACCGAGCCAUAGCGAGAGCUUCCGCUUGAUGAGCACCAGCGCAAGCUAUACCCGCACCAGCAGCUUCGGUACUUCGGCGCAAACGCCUCCUCCUGCUGGUCCCAUGGGCAUGCUGAGCCCACAUCUGCCCGUCAGCAAUGGCAGCCGUGCGGGCACCGCAGACGGAGGGUUCGUGGCGGCAGCGGCGGCAGCUACAGCCCCAUCUGUGCCGUCGCAGCCCGGCUCUGCUACCCGGCCGCCGCCGCCACGCCGCAUGUCCUUCCGUGUGGGCCACGGGGCCGCCGCGCUGCAGGCGCUGUCGCCGUCCGGGGUGUAAGUGCGCAGGCCCAGACGGCGUGUUUAGGAACAGCAGGUACCGCACAUUGGAUCGAAGUUCGGCUCAUUCGGUUCUUGUCAUGUGCGCGUCAUUGCCUGCUGAGUACAAAGCAGCCUGCGGAUUGUAGGCAGCAGGGGAGGCAGCUAGGCCGCCGCCGGGUAUGCCGCGGCACAAGACAAGUUUGUACGUAUUGGUUGUAUACAUGCCGAAUGUUGCGUGGCGGGACACGCCCCAAUGGGGUGGGAGCAAGGCCAGAGGACCGAGGUGCAGUAGCAACUGGUUAUGGUUGCAAGAUUGCGAGCAAGAAGAGACUUGAGUACUGGACAACUGGACAGUGUUAGUUUGGCAGCGGUGCAGAUAUAAGAAGUUGAGGAAAUGCCACGCUGCUGCUAGUAAGUCUCAAACCCAAGCUUUAGAAUGCGUGCCCCUGUCACUGAGAGUGCCAUUUGUGCAAGGGUAUGGGAUAGGGGGGGGGCGGGCUCCUAGGGCGCCAGUACCAGGGUCCAGGACAGUCCUGCUAGGGGCGGGAAGAUGUCAUGGCGGUGGCGGAGAAACCGAGGAACAGAGACCCCCGACCAUCGUUUUCGCGCUGCUGAGUGUGGGAAAAGCUUGGACGAUACCUAUCGCUAACUA
Messenger RNA from Chlamydomonas reinhardtii, 956 nucleotides. RefSeq lists its product as uncharacterized. The coding region runs from base 111 to 323 and encodes 70 amino acids. The transcript has a single exon. NCBI's taxonomy places the organism in Eukaryota, Viridiplantae, Chlorophyta, Chlorophyceae, Chlamydomonadales, Chlamydomonadaceae. The record is from RefSeq and is a predicted model, not a curated record.